AACCGACCUCCCUGGAUGAGCUCUGGACCUGCAGAGAACAGGAACUUCCAGGGCAUGCAUGGAGGACCCACGGGCCCUGGAGGACCUCACAACUUUCCUCCCCCCAUGCCCAACAUGGGUGGACCACCUAUGCCCCCUAACCCUAACGGCCUGCCUCCACCCUGGAUGCAGCCCCCUCCUCCUCCUAUGGGCCAGGGACCUGGACCACAUGGGCACCCCAUGGGUCUGUUGCCCCCUCCUAUGRGUAUGAUGCCACCUCCACCUCCUCCCCCCAGCAACCAGCCACCACCUCCGCCCUCUGCUCCUCUGCCGCCAUGGCAACAGCAGGCUCCACCCCCACCGCCCACCAGCAGCAUGGCGACAAGUACACCAUUACCAUGGCAACAAAACACCACCACCACCACGUCCAGCCCUGGCUCUGGAACCCUGCCUCCCUGGCAGCAGCCCCAGCAGCCUGCAGCCUCUGCAGCCCAGCCACCUCUACCCAUGGGAACCCCGUCCCUGGUGCCGCCUCCACCCGGGGUCCAGCCCCCGCUGCCUCCAGGCGCCCCCCCACCUCCUCCUCCACCACCUCCAGGCUCAGCUGGAAUGAUGUAUGCCCCGCCCCCUCCCCCACCGCCCAUGGACCCUUCCAACUUUGUCAUGUUGAAUAUGGGGGUGCCCGGCAUGCCUCCGUUCAGUAUGCCCCCUGCCCCCCCUCCACCUCCACCACAGAAUUAAUCCUCCCCAGGACAGGAGAUUAGUUUGCCACCUGAAGCAGAAGGUUGUCCCGCAGCUGCACCUGAGCGAGGCUCCACACACACACACACACACACACACAGUCCAUGUGUUGAGUUAGGAUGAGCAGUGAUUUCAUUGUGUGACCCUGUUCGAGAGUUCAGGCUAAAACACACCCGGCUCAGACUGGAACCUGUUCGUUAGUCUUUUCUUCCAGUUUUUAAAGUUUGGGUUAACAUCACAUCUGUGUGGAUAAAAACAUCACUGCUUUGGACCGGAUGUGUCAACGUUGCAUUUAUGCAUUUAUUCGUCAUGUUUCUUGGAAUUUGAAUAAAAGGCUUGACCGUUGAACUGAAAGUUUAAUUUCUGCCUAAUAACUUGAUCACUUCUGACCUGAAAACAUUGAUCGGUGUUAAUUUUAUCUUGCAUGGUCAGCUUGUAAUGCCUCAUAUUUUUGAAUCGACACAUUUAUACUUUUGUCUGGUUUCUUGUCGUGGCUUUGAGCUGAAAAUAAAAUAUUUUUGUAAUAAAUGUAUGGUAGUUCUGUAAAAUGUCAGUAGUUUUAAAAAACGAAGAGAAGCUGAAGUGUAAUUGUUUUGUUGCUGGCUUAGGAACACUGUCUCCUGUAGUUUUCUGCAGAGUUCCUGUCAGUUGCUUUUUGUUGAGUGUUGGAGAAAUGUUUUGUUUUAGUGUGUGUGUGUCCUUGGCCUGAAUGAAAGGCUGCUGAAAUCCUCUUGGUUUAGUAUUAAACUCAUCCAGUUCACCUUU
Austrofundulus limnaeus is the source of this 1485-nucleotide messenger RNA. Its product is annotated as splicing factor 1. Gene Ontology annotation, biological process: regulation of mRNA splicing, via spliceosome. Gene Ontology annotation, molecular function: zinc ion binding; mRNA binding. The record is from RefSeq and is a predicted model, not a curated record. Gene Ontology annotation, cellular component: nucleus. Lineage: Eukaryota; Metazoa; Chordata; Actinopteri; Cyprinodontiformes; Rivulidae.